This is a messenger RNA of Cryptosporidium muris RN66, 2139 nucleotides long. RefSeq lists its product as uncharacterized. The transcript is spliced from 2 exons. The record is from RefSeq and is a predicted model, not a curated record. The coding region runs from base 1 to 2139 and encodes 712 amino acids. NCBI's taxonomy places the organism in Eukaryota, Apicomplexa, Conoidasida, Eucoccidiorida, Cryptosporidiidae.
AUGAGUGGAAAUAAACUAUUUAGCGGGGAUAUUCUACCAACAUGGAUUCUUUCAAAACUGAAAAAUAAUUUCAAUAAUAGUGGAAUAGACUUAAUUGAAAUUAAUAAACUCAUAUUUGAAUAUGCAUUUGACUUUAAUACCAUUUUAGAAAUAUCUCGUGUAGAUAAGAGUGGACUAAUUUUUUAUCGUAAUUUCCAAAAAAACUUAUUUAGAUUAAUUACUAAAUUCGAAAUAUUGGGUAAACAAGAAUGGAUAAAAAAUCCAAGUACAUGGCUAAUAUGGCUAUAUAUGGGAGGUAAAAGUGAUAGUGAUUCAACAAAAGAGAACAAUUCAGUAUUAAUUCCACUAGAACCGACAAUAACUAUGGAUAUAUUAUUUAAAAAAAGAGAUAUAUAUCCAAUAUCAUUACAAAAAAAACAAUUAACUGAUCCAAUAGAUAAUACAUUUUUUUUAUCAAUUGAGAUGUCUGCAAUUUCCAUAUCAAAAAGUAGUAGAGUAAAUUCAAAUUUUAAAAAAGAUGAGUUUAUUCAUACUAACAAUAUCAUGGAUGAUAUCACCAAGAAAAAUGAACAAUUUGAAUCUAUAUAUGAUAUGCUCUUAUAUGAUUCUAUUAUAUAUGCCUUUGAAAUGGUAUUUAAUGAUCCUUAUAAAGGUUUAUAUGAUGAUGAAAUUGAAUAUAAAUUGAUUGGUGGUGGUGAUAUAAUUAUUUAUAUAGAUCCUAAUAUUAUAUACAAUAUUUUAAAGCAUAGGAAUUUUGAAGAAAAAAUUGGUUGGAAUGGAUAUUUUUUAAAUGGAAAACUUGAUAGAUAUUCAACAGGAUUUUUACCCAAACUUGUACUAAAAUCACAUGAACUUUGGAAUAGAAGUUAUCGUAUCCAAUUUCCAUUUUUAUUAUUAUUACUUACUUCAACAAUUUCACAGAGAAGGAUAAUACCAACCGAAUUUACUACAUUAUAUCAAGUAGUUAUUUCAUUACUUGAUAAAUAUAAUAAAGAAUCUGUAAAUUCAAUUGAUUUUAUUAAAUUGAUAGAAACUGGUUUAAAAUAUAAAGCACCAUGUAUUAUUUUUUUUCUUGAUUCAUCAUUAUUAAAUUAUGAUUCUUUAGAUGUUGUAAUUAAACAACUUUCAGAUUUUGGAUGCAAUAAAUUAAAUUAUUACUUAGGAACAAAUUUUAUAGAUGAACCAUAUUCUGAGACUAUUGUUAAUUUAAAUUGGUUAUCUGAAGAAUAUAAUGGAACACCAAUAUUUAAAGAAUCAUAUAAUACUAAAUUUAAACCACCUUGGAGAACUUCUAUAGAAUCUUUAAUAUCAAUAUUUCAAAAAAGGGAAACAGAUAUUCUAUCUAAUUAUAAACAACCUUCUAUUUAUAAUAAUUUAGAUGAAUAUUUUAAUUCUGGAGUUAAAAUAGGCAGACAUAGAGCAAGAAUUAUUGAAGAUUUUAAUGAACUUAGUAAUGAAUCACAAAAUGGAUAUAUAACAUUUAAUGAUAAGGAAAUUGAUAAUGUUACUGAUUUAACUUCAUCAUUAAAACUUACAGAAAUAAUAGAUAAUAUUGAACUUGAAACUGAAAUUGAUAGUCCAAGUAUAGUAGCUUCAGGAUUUGUAAUGGGAAUUCCAUGUUUACCAAAGAAUGCUCCAAUUACUUCUCUUGGUUCAAUUUCAGAAAGUUAUCCAUUAGGUGAAAUUAAUACUCAACGUCUAUCAAUCCCUGUAUCUGAAUGUACAGAAAUCUAUACUAUUGAAAGACAAAAUCGAUUUAGUUCUUGUAGAACACAUAGUUCAAUAGCAACAAGUUGGGGUACUCCAGUUCCUAUUACAAGGACAAUCCCACUAGAUGAUGUUUUAGGAAGAAGAAAUGAACAAAUUAGAAGUGAAGAUAAAGAAACUUAUGAUCAAUUGAAUAAUAUAAACUUCUUCAAUCCAAAAAUUAUAUGCAAUAAUGAAAACAAUGAAAACAAUGAAAAUAAUGAAAAUAAUGAAAAUAAUGAAAAUAAUGAAGAUAAUGAAAAUAAUGAAGACAAUGAAUCUUAUAAUAUAAAUGCCUCAUUAUUAGCUCAGGCUACAUUAAAAUCAUGGAAAUAUGUGCAAUAUGAUAUAGAAGAUGAAUUAGAUGAAUUAGAAGAUGAAGCUCAAUAUUAA